This is a messenger RNA of Choloepus didactylus (southern two-toed sloth), 383 nucleotides long. RefSeq names its product serine peptidase inhibitor Kazal type 1 (gene SPINK1). Lineage: Eukaryota; Metazoa; Chordata; Mammalia; Pilosa; Megalonychidae. The coding region runs from base 67 to 306 and encodes 79 amino acids. Gene Ontology annotation, molecular function: protein binding; serine-type endopeptidase inhibitor activity. The record is from RefSeq and is a predicted model, not a curated record. The transcript has 4 exons.
GUGUUCUGGAGAGAAGCGGUAAGCUUGGGCAGUUUUCAACUGAGCUCUGGACACAGAAAUUCAGCCAUGAAGGUUACAAGCAUCUUUCUGCUCAGUGCCUUGGCCCUGUUCAUUUUUUCUGGUAAUGCUAGAGCUGAAUUCCAAGGAAGAGAGGCUCAAUGUACUAAAAAAGUUACUGGAUGCCCCAGGAUUUAUAUGCCUGUCUGUGGGACUGAUGGAAAUACUUAUGCCAAUGAAUGCAUUCUAUGUUUGGAAAACGAGAAGCGCCAGAUUCCUGUCCGCGUUCUAAACUCUGGGCCCUGCUGAGAACCAAGAUUCUGAAAUCCCAUAAGGUCACCACAAUGUCUGGAUGGCCUGACUAUUGAAUAAAUGCAUCUGAAUAC